AGCAAUGAGGGAUCAUAGCUUCCAACCAGAUUCACCUGGUUAGUCUAUUUCAUGGAAAGAGCAGGUGUUCCUAAUGAUUUGUGCAUUCGGUGUAAUUUUCCAUACAGUAUUUGACUAACUUGACAUGCACCAUAAAACAUGUUUGUAUCCAAUGGCAGGUUGUGAGCAUGUUGAGAAAUAUGUCAGUCCUACAGUUUCAUUGUCCUUAUACAGGACGUAGGACAAAUCAUCAGAAAUAGCGGUAUUGUAAAGUAGCUAUUGUAAAAACGUUGCAUGGUGUUGUAUGCCAUUUCUGCUCCAUGCGACAUUGCACAAGAUCACUGUUUCUAAGUGACUUGUCAACUGAUACAGUAUCACCUGUUUCUCUGCUUGAAACGUACACUUAGUGCCCGGUUGGUCAUYCGGCCAUGAUUACUACAAGUUUAGAUAGCUGCGUAAAAUAACUUAUCAAUCAAAACAUUUUUAGCUGACAUGGGCAAAUUGAGUGAUUGUCAGUGACUGACAUAACUAGAGGAAGACUGCUGACGCACAACUACAUUUCGAAAUUGCCCCUUGUGUAUAUUACUAUUCUAACCCUAAACAGUAAGUUAAGACCCCCCCCCCCCAAAAAAAAUUUAAGUUUGUUUUUGUUGGUCGUGGCCCCCUAGCGGCCGGUGGCAUUAGGCGACCACCUAUAUCGCUUAUGCCUAGAGCCGGCCCUGGUGAGCAGCUGCCAUUCAGCGGGCACUGAGGAGCACUGACGGUAACUGCAGAUGAAGGAAGGGAGGGAGGGUGUGGGCGAGUUGAUAUAGCAGCGGUCCCAAAUCCAGCACAUACACACACCCGCGAAGAGUUUGAGUGAAAGAGAGAGGGAGGGAGUGUGUGUUUGUCCACACAGAGCUCGAACCACUGCAUUCAAGAAGCAUUCAACCGGAGAAGGGGAGAGGGAAACGGCUGCUACUUAUCUGAACAAGCUUCCACACAUACGGAGGAGCCGAGGCCAUUCCCACUGGCGAUAUUACUGCAGUAGAUUGCUUUGACGCCAGCAGCAAGAGAUACCUCAUGCGGCAGAGACGCGUCGCAUUUGUCGGUGGUAAAAAGCUACUGGGGCGCCUAUUUACCAACCCCCGCUGUUAUCCUUAUAUUUUGUUUCAGUUUAUCUCAUUGUACUCUGCUGAGAGUGUGUUUAUUCGGCACCUUGCGUUCGUCAUCCAGUGUAUUUUGGCCGCUGCUUGAAACUGACAAACACUGUUCCUUGACGCGCCCGAAACGUCUGCAGAGGUGGAGGAGACGCCAGGGAGCGGUUGUUGUGGAGCAGGUUGGGAUAUUUUGCGAUAAAAGCUACUCAACCAGAACGUGCAGUCGUGUGUGAGCACGCUUUCGCCAAUGUCGAUAGACUGCUUCACAAAUCGGAUUUUUACACUGCUCUUUUAAAAUCAUGAUUUGACAAAUGGGUUAAUUAUCGCCAUGUAAGAGCUUACUACGAAGACUGGUCAAUAGAAUUACGCAUGGAUGCUUGUAUAAUGUAGUCACAACGUUAGUUMCUGCAGAGGUAUUCAGUUAAUAUCAAUCACCAUCGAAAGAAAGCCUUAUUGCGCUAUUGUAUCAAAAUGCCGGCGGGAAUGAAGCCCCUGGAAAAGUUUUUGAAGAAACAGACAACGGCGCUCACUCGAGCUGGUGGCUUUGGGGAGAAGGCGACUGGCACUGGCACUUCUCGGCGGCGAGCCAGCCUGUCUCGGGUGGUUCCGUUUUUCAGGGAAACUUCUCCAGAGAGCGGUCCGGCCAGGGAGGUGUUCAGCCCGGACACUGAGGAAGCACCGUGCUGGCCCUCSGCCACUGCGGACAUUAGGAGCCCGUCGUUGUCUAGCGAUGAGCAAAGCUCCGAGGCGAGUCUGGACACGAGCUGGACCCCGCUGCCUSCGGACACACCGGACAACCUGGCGCUGGCGCUCCUGGACAGUGUGGCGGGCAAACGAUAUGGCAACUGCACAGAAACCCUCCUGGAUGACUUCAUGUUGACACACCCCAUCUUCUGUCUCUUAUACACAUCUAGAUGUGUAUAA
Molecule: messenger RNA, 2042 nt
Organism: Salvelinus sp. IW2-2015
Lineage: Eukaryota; Metazoa; Chordata; Actinopteri; Salmoniformes; Salmonidae
Source: RefSeq, a predicted model, not a curated record